CGCCGCUGGGCGCAGGCCGCGGGCGGGGCCGGGGCCGCCGUCUCCUGCUUGCCGCCGGUCGGGGGCCGCUGCCGGCGGUGGGUCCCGCCAUGGGGCUGUGCUUGCCCUGUAUGGGGGGCGCCGUCAAGGACGUGGUGGAGACGCCCGACCCGGAAAUAAAAAGAAGACAGCUAGCAGAAGCUGCUGAGAAGAGGCAGAUGGAGGCUUCCUCUCGAGGAAUUAAGAAUGCCUACUCUGUAGAGCAAAAGAAAAAGAAGCAGGAAGAAAUAGAAAAGAGAAUGGCAGCUUCAGGUCCUGGAGGAGAAGGAGGACUCAGAUGGCAGGUUGGAUAAAGAAAUGUGAAUUCUGAAGAGAAGAUUGAUGUUUACUGCCAGUGACUUGCCAGUGUCUGCAGCCAAGUGGCACUUACUCAUUCUGUGGCUUUUGCUGUUUGCAUCUGAACACUCAGCAGCACUUUGCCAUUGGAGGAGAAGAGAUGUGGAAAUACACACCAAGGAACUUAAGAACUAACUCUGAACACUUAAGUUUUGGCCAAUUUUGUUUGUUUGGUUUAUGUGCAUGUUUUACUGCUUCCUUGUCAAGGGAGUGAGAUAAGUUUUCUCCCAUGGAAGUGGCCUCUUUAGCUGUAGUCAGUCAGGAUGUGCUGUCUGGUCAGUUGGUGUCUGUCUGGGUGUGACUGGUUUAAACCUUUGUCUAAGCCCUGGUGUAGAAAGUUGCUCAUAAAUAUAUAUAUAUGACUAUGUGGGUGACAGCAUUUCUCUUCAGCUUCCUUGGUGACCUUUGAACUGCUUAGGGAUUUAGUGCCUUUUACAACAAAGAGAUCAGAUUCAUAGCAGGUCCUUACAAAUGGAAGCAUUUUGUGACACUAGAUUGAAAAAAAAAAAAUAGAGCCCUUUCUAAAUGCUGUAACACUUGUAGCAAGAAGGCUGUUUUAUUAGGAGUCUGAGAUUUGUUCUCAUUUCCUGAUGUGGAUUUCUUUGGAGUCUGUAAGUAUUUAUGAUGAAUGUUGAAGUCGGACGGGAAAUGAAUGCUGUUGUUGGCCUUUAUUACCACAAGAGGGCAGUGCUGCGCUUCUCAGGAUUCUGGGCUACAGAAUGCAAAGGACUUCUUGCAUCACCCCUUGGAUGGUUUAUUGCCUGAAGAGCCUGUGCGUGUUACAGCACAGCAAGGUUUGCUAAAUGGCCAAAGCUCUCUCGCUUUUAUUCUCUGUUCAGCAGUGUCUGUAGUCCCUUUCCCAAAUGUGAAGCUGCCUUUGAUUAUUUAGGGCUAAACUAUUGGUAUUACUAGGGGCAAACUAGUUGCCCUGAGACACGGCUAUGAUAGAGGGAAGCUUGUUACAGCAUGAUGAACACUAAGAUCCCAGCUCUCAUUUUCCCCAGAGACCAUUAUGCUUGGCCUUAGUAUCUUACUGGCCCCAUUUUUGACCUAGUUUAGGCUACAGAGGCUUUUCUUCCCUUGAACUAAAUAUUUCUCCUUUCACCUCCUCCUGUAAUGUCUCAUGCUGUCUUAGGAUUGCAGACCUGACACAAUGAGUUUCCGGGCUUAGCCUUCAGAACUGAGUUGAGAAGGAAGACUUUUCAAUGAGAAUAUAAUGCAUUUGGGCUAGGAAGCUGUGUCCUUGGCAGUUGAAUACCUUCUGUUCCCUUUGUUGUUGCUCUCCUUGCUGUAUUAACUGGUCAUAGUGAUUUUUUUAAGUCUAAUGCAGAUGCAUUGAAUUGUAAUAAAAUAAACUAUUAAAAUGUGA
Pogoniulus pusillus (Red-fronted tinkerbird) is the source of this 1744-nucleotide messenger RNA. It is a transcript of the gene SVIP, whose product is annotated as small VCP interacting protein. NCBI's taxonomy places the organism in Eukaryota, Metazoa, Chordata, Aves, Piciformes, Lybiidae. Gene Ontology annotation, biological process: negative regulation of retrograde protein transport, ER to cytosol; negative regulation of VCP-NPL4-UFD1 AAA ATPase complex assembly; positive regulation of autophagy. The record is from RefSeq and is a predicted model, not a curated record. Bases 90 to 332 code for a protein of 80 amino acids. The transcript has 4 exons. Gene Ontology annotation, cellular component: endoplasmic reticulum membrane.